This is a messenger RNA of Suillus bovinus, 2625 nucleotides long. RefSeq lists its product as uncharacterized. The transcript has 14 exons. Bases 1 to 2625 code for a protein of 874 amino acids. The record is from RefSeq and is a predicted model, not a curated record. NCBI's taxonomy places the organism in Eukaryota, Fungi, Basidiomycota, Agaricomycetes, Boletales, Suillaceae.
AUGGCGUAUCCUCAGCCCUACGAUCCAUACAACUCUGGUUUUCAGCGUGAGGAAGCCAACUCUGAUUUUGCAGAGUUUACUGAAAAUUCACCCUUUGACAUUGCUAUCGCCCUGUGUCCUAACUGCAAGAAACAAUACCAAUCGUCUGAGGAGGUCAUAGAGCAUCUUAAUAGUGCAGACUCAUGCUGGCCAGAGAACCUCACUAAUGGAUCACUUCUGCCAACAGACUUAUCAGCAAAGUAUCACCCCACCUCUGGCUACCAUUACCUGCUUCCAGAUCAACCGCCUCCACAAAAUAUCUUUCAAAAAAUGCAAGACCACCCUCUUCAGCAAGCCAGAGAGACUAAUGUAUGGUACCCUUUUGAUGGGCUGGGUGAAUGGUCGCUUGCAAAAUUCCUUGUCAAAAACUUUUCCCAGAUGCAGAUUGACAAAUUUCUCAAGUUAGACUGGUUCAAGACAAGGGAACAGCUGCAAUUCAAGUCAAAAGACAAGUUGUUCUUCUAUAUGCAGCAGCUUCCUGGCCGUGGGCCAAAAUGGCAGUGCAUGAAACUUAAGCUCAAGGGCUAUGAAAGCGAACAACCAAUUCACCUCAUUUGGAGGGACACAUUGGAGGUUAUGAAGCAGCUUUUCGCAAACCCGGUUUAUGCAAAACAUAUGUGCUAUGACCCUCACUAUAUCUAUCAAGGACAAGAACACCAAUUUGGAGAAUUCUGGACAUCAGAUGAUGCAUGGAAGAUUCAGGAUCAACUACCGGAAGGAGCGACUAUUGUUCUGAUCGUCCUUGCCUCUGACAAAACUCCAGUCACAAGGCAUAUGGGUGGCCUUGAGAUGCACCCAUUAUUUCUAACGAUCGGAAAUAUCCAGGCCGAUGUCCACAUGAAGGCUACGUUGCAUGUGUGGCGAUGUACUGUGUUCAUGCCAACACCCACUUUUGUUGUCAACUCUGACUUUCAAACUCUACUCUGUAUGCAUCUGUGGCAUAAGUGCAUGGAUCUCGUAUGUUCUAAUUUGAAGGUCAUGGCUCGUGUUGGCGAGUAUAUGGUUGAUCCCUCAGCCAGAAUGUGUUACUGUUUCACCCCUCUCAUCAGCCAUAUUGCUGAUCUCCCCGAACAAUUGAUGAUCGCAUGCAUUAUGAAAAACUCAUCUCCCCUUUGUAGCCACGUUGACCCAUGGAAUCUCAUUGUAUUCGUUAGAGAGGCCAAAAAACUUCAUCUUAGUGGGCCAGAGAUUCUUCACAUGCUGCACAAAUUCUUUUUCGACCAUGUUCUUAAAUGGAUCAAGCAGAUCAUGGGUCACAAACUUGAUGUAUGGUUCAAGAGUCACCACAAGUGCACUGGUAUACACCAUUUCUCUAGGGGUGUCUCUCAUGUCAACCAAAUGACAGGACGGGAGCACCAAGAUAUUCAACGCACGAUUGUGCCGACACUCUGGGGUAUGGCAAGUCCUGGCUUCAUCCGCGCUGUGCGGGCAAUGAUUGACUUCAUCUACCUUGCUCAAAAUCCCCUUCAUACUGAAUCCAGCAUCGCUUCCAUGACUCAGGCACUUUGGGACUUCCAUAAUAAUAAACAGGCCAUCCUUGAUGCAGAGGCACAACAGGGAAAGGGUGGUGCUAAGGACGACUUCUUCAUUCCGAAACUCGAGCUCAUGCAAAGUUUCACUCGUGCAAUCUUCCAUGUUGGUACACUCAUGCAGUGGACAGCAGACAGAGACUUUGUCUUGCAGAUCGCUCGCAUCCUUGAUCGCGAGGAGGCUAUCCGGCUGUUUGAUCUUUAUACACUGCUAUCCUCGUCCUCGUCUAUGCCUGGCCAGGACCCUCUCAUCAAUGCCGUCAUCAUGGAGGAUGAAGAGAUCGCUAGCACAGAGACGGAUCCCACUCUUGCUUGGGUCUCCAAUGCAAACCCAGCCCCCCAGCUACGUCUACAAGCACCACUUACGGGAAGUGAAGUGUCCUAUCACGCCGCGACCAUUGUUACACUGCACCCUGUUCGAAAUCACUUCUUGAAGGGUAUUUUAUCAGACAACGCACAUAUCGCCUUUAACGUGACCAUAAAAGCAGACCGCAGCCGCAUCAAUGUGUCUCAGCUGCAGUCAUCAUACAACCUCCCUGAUUUUGCACACGCUUUACACCUCUACGUGACUCGCAAUGGCUGUACACUCUCUGACCACAUAUCAUUCAAUACAUGGUCCAAAUUUCGGAUUCAGUUACAUUCCACAUUUCACACUUGCAGAAUCAUGCUGAGCCACUUUCCGCUAAUUUUCCUAGAGGGAACUACGGGCGACGGUGGUAAUGAUGGGUCUUAUGUUGCUCAAGUACAAGCCAUAUUCCAACCAACCCUCCCCAGAGGUUCCCGUGCGCAGCUUCCUGAGCGUUUGUCUCAGGUGCUGGUAUACAUCCAACACUUUGACUUCAUCGUGCCUGGCCCUGAACCAUCUACGGGCAUGUGGAUGUCGGACAGAGUGAUCAGACACGUUACGCAUGCAGUGGACAUCAUACCCGUCUAUCAAGGGCCAUUGGGCAAGGACGUGAAUUCUGGGAACUCGCUGGAGGUGUUUGAUGACUAUUUCUUGAAUAAUUUCGCAGACAAAGAGCUGUACCAUUCACUAUCGGUGAUCUCAGACAACUAG